Molecule: messenger RNA, 369 nt
Organism: Dichomitus squalens LYAD-421 SS1
Lineage: Eukaryota; Fungi; Basidiomycota; Agaricomycetes; Polyporales; Polyporaceae
Exons: 2
Coding region: 1-369 (122 amino acids)
Source: RefSeq, a predicted model, not a curated record
AUGACCUCCACUUUAAAGCUCGCUCUCGUACUUGCCGCCUUCCAGCUUGGCGUGCAGGUGCUUGCCAGCCCUGUCGGCGUCACCCAGCCCCCCACCACGGCAUCAAGCGCACCGCCGUCCAUUGAGACCAUCCCGCUGGCCCAAUGCCUGGCUACCGUGGAGUGCUGCCAGUCGACGUUAUCGCUUCCGACCAUACCCGUCGAUAGCUUGACGUCCAUCCUGCCGUUGCCGUCUGGCCUCCCCAUUCCCACUUUGGGCCCGUUAGCGGGAUUUCAAUGCUCUGCGGCCACCGAUCUUGACAUUCUUGGAAAUCAAUGCUUGGCGGGUGGCACGCCGCUCUGCUGCCAACUCGUUCUGCCUGGUAUGUGA